AUGCCCAUCGAAGACUCCCCCUCCACAAUGGCCCUCGCCGCUAAAGGACCGAUCCACUUCGGUCCAUUCGUCGUCACAUCCCAGGUCUUCCACAUCACCCCCCUCUCCUUCGCCCUUGUCAACCUCAAGCCCAUCCUCCCAGGCCACGUCCUUGUCUCCCCGCGCCGCAUCGUCCCCCGCGUCUCCGACCUCACCCCCUCCGAAACAACAGACCUCUUCCUGACCGUCCGCCGCGUGGGUCGCAUGGUCGAGCGCGUCUACGGCGCAAGUAGUCUAAACAUUGCCGUGCAGGAUGGGGUAGAGGCGGGGCAGAGCGUGCCGCAUGUGCAUGCGCAUAUCAUCCCGAGGAAGAAGGCGGACUUGGAUGCCCGUGGAGGGACGGAUGCUGUUUAUGAUAUGCUAGAUGGGGAGGAGGGCGAUCUGGGGAGGCAUUAUCGGCAGAAGAUGACGAGGUUUCCCGCGGUUGAUAAUGAGGCGAGGACACCGAGGAGUAUGGAGGAGAUGGAGGCCGAGGCGAGGAUGCUGGCUAAGGAGAUGGAGGCCGAGGAGGUGGAUUGA
Aspergillus bombycis is the source of this 558-nucleotide messenger RNA. RefSeq names its product HIT family protein. Gene Ontology annotation, molecular function: catalytic activity. The coding region runs from base 1 to 558 and encodes 185 amino acids. The transcript has 2 exons. Lineage: Eukaryota; Fungi; Ascomycota; Eurotiomycetes; Eurotiales; Aspergillaceae. The record is from RefSeq and is a predicted model, not a curated record.